AUAUUGGGUCGCCGAAUGGCGCGCUAGUCGGUCGCGCGCGCCGGCACUGUGAACGAAUACGAAGUAGAGUAGUCUGAAGUGAAUAGAGGGAAACCACUAACGUGCCCAUACAUUCCGCACACCGCGUGAUAAGUUUCGAUCGCAGCCGGCAUAAAGUGACAUAAAUCCCAUAAUUUUCCGCGUUUAAACUUAUUUUUAUGAACGAUAACUACCAUUUUUAACUUUAAAUAAUUUUAUUAAGUAACAAAAUUAUACGACCUAAGCUCCAGUGACUUGUGUUGAAUAUUUUAACCUAGCUCGGUAGGAAGUACAAGACGAAUAUAACAACGUUAAAUAUAUUACAGUUUGCCUUUUAUCAGCGGCGUUGUGGUCAACAGAAUCGGCAGGACGCGGCUUUAUCGGCCCAUGGAGUUACGGUGUACCAACACACGUGGUGAUUCUCAUCGAGUGAUGCAAUGUUUGCCUGACGGAGGCUCAUAGUUUUGGUAACUUUACGUUAUGACUUACAGCCAUGUGCUUGAAGUGCCUGUACACUUUAUGAUCUAGACUUUUGUAAAGUUUGUAUAGUAAUAGUGUUUUGACAGUUGAAAUUAAAAGACAUUAAAGAUGGCUAAAGUGUCGGCUGCAGAGGGACUGACUCCGAAGGUGAUGGAAGUGGGGUCGAGGGAAGAUGGUGAUAAGGAGUCUAAUGGGGGAGUCCGGUUGAAGAAGGAGCUAGGAUUGAUGAACGGUGUGGCGAUCAUCGUGGGAGUGAUCGUCGGAUCGGGGAUCUUCGUGUCUCCGAACUACGCGCUGAAGUAUGCGGGCUCGAAGGGAAUGGCCCUUAUAGUCUGGGUACUCUCAGGGUUCCUCUCUAUGAUUGGCGCGCUCUGCUACGCGGAGCUAGGUACAAUGAUCCCGAAGUCCGGCGGUGACUACGCCUACAUCGGCGAGGCAUUCGGGCCGCUACCCUCAUUCCUUUACCUAUGGGUCGCGCUGUUCAUCCUGGUACCAACCGGGAACGCCAUCACAGCACUAACCUUCGCACAGAACAUUCUCAAACCACUCUGGCCUGUCUGUGACCCACCAGCAGUGGCUGUACGACUUAUAGCAGCUGUCGUCACGUGUUUCCUCACGGCGAUCAACUGUUUUAACGUGAAAUGGGUGACGCGUGUUCAAGACUCGUUUACUGCGGCGAAGAUUCUCGCUUUAUUGGUUACGUUUUUCGCUAGUCUGUGGUACUUAUUCUCUGGACACACGGAGAACCUGGAGUCUAUGAUGGAGGGGUCCAACACGAGUCCUGGAGGCAUCGCUAUAGCAUUCUACACCGGAUUGUUUUCAUACUCCGGCUGGAACUACCUCAACUUCGUCACGGAAGAGUUGAAGGAUCCUUACAAGAACUUGCCGAAGGCUAUCUGCAUAUCGAUGCCUGUGGUUACCCUGGUGUACGCCCUGACCAACGUUGCAUACUUCGCCGUACUCACUCCAUCAGAAAUACUAGCCACAGACGCAGUAGCUGUUACUUUUAGCGUGAAGAUACUUGGAGCUAUGGCGUGGAUCAUGCCUCUGUUCGUAGCUCUAUGUACCUUUGGGUCGCUGAAUGGAGCCAUCUACGCGUCUUCGAGGUUGUUCUUCGUGGGAGCGCGGAAUGGACACCUGCCUCUGGCGAUCUCCCUGAUUGAUAUCAAGAGGUUGACGCCUGUGCCAUCUCUUAUAUUUAUGUGCAUAGCAACACUGGUAAUGCUGAUGGCGCCGAAUGUGGAAUCCCUGAUCGUCUACGUCACAGCCGUGGAAGCCCUAUUCAUCACUUGUUCAGUGUCGGGCCUGCUAUACAUGCGAUACACUCAUCCAAAGCUGACACGGCCUAUUAGAGUGAGCCUUAUCCUCCCGAUCGCCUUCCUCAUCAUCUGCACAUUCCUCGUCGUAUGCUCCUGCUUCGAACAUCCCAUGGAAGUAGGCGUGGGUGUCGCCUUCAUAUUCCUCGGCGUACCUGUCUACUGCGUAUUCAUCCUGUGGAAAAACAAACCCAAAUGGCUGCAAAACGCCUGUAGUUCCUUCAAUUUACUUUGCUCUAAGCUAUUCUUAUCUCUUCCAGAAGAUCAUAAAGAAUUAUGAUCACUGUAGUCCGUGUCGAUGUAAGUGAUCUGAUAACUAUUCCAAACUUAUUAUUUACAUUAUUUAUUACCACGAGCUGUGUUUUUAUAGCAUAAUAUUUUUGUCUUUAUAGUAAUAAAUACAACUAGUGUAAGUCGACAUAUUGAUUCCUACACACUCAUAAUUUUAAGCUGUACUUUAAGUAUGGAAAUGCAUUAAAUUUAAUAUUAAAACUACUUA
Molecule: messenger RNA, 2313 nt
Organism: Pectinophora gossypiella (pink bollworm)
Lineage: Eukaryota; Metazoa; Arthropoda; Insecta; Lepidoptera; Gelechiidae
Gene: mnd
Product: large neutral amino acids transporter small subunit 1
Exons: 5
Coding region: 607-2094 (495 amino acids)
Biological process (GO): amino acid transmembrane transport
Cellular component (GO): membrane
Molecular function (GO): L-amino acid transmembrane transporter activity
Source: RefSeq, a predicted model, not a curated record